This is a messenger RNA of Schistocerca cancellata (South American locust), 2278 nucleotides long. RefSeq names its product zwei Ig domain protein zig-8-like. Gene Ontology annotation, biological process: synapse organization. The record is from RefSeq and is a predicted model, not a curated record. Gene Ontology annotation, cellular component: neuron projection membrane. NCBI's taxonomy places the organism in Eukaryota, Metazoa, Arthropoda, Insecta, Orthoptera, Acrididae. Bases 1 to 891 code for a protein of 296 amino acids. The transcript is spliced from 6 exons.
AUGCGUGCGGCCUGGAGCGCGGUCCCCGCCCAGCGGCAGACGCGGCCGCCGGCGCUGGCGGUGCCGCUGGCCGCCGCCCUGGUGGCCGCCGCCCCCACGGAGGCGGCGCCGGGGGCGGACUGGCCGCUCGACGCGUCCGACGUGCCGCCGCCCGCCGUGCGCUUCGUCACCGACAACUCCAGCAUCGUCACCGCGCAGACCGGCUCCACGGCGCUCAUCCCCUGCGUUGUCAGCAACCUGGGUGACGGCAUGGUGUCGUGGAUCAGGCGCAAGGAUUACCACCUGCUGACCGUGGGUCUGGUGACGUACACAGGGGACGAUAGGUACCAGGCCAUCCACGUGCAGCACUCUGAGGACUGGACGCUGCAGAUCAAGUAUGUGCAGCAGCGCGAUGCUGGUCUGUACGAAUGCCAAGUGUCGUCACAUCCGCCCACGUCUAUCUUCAUCGACCUCAGAGUAGUGGAGGCGAGAGCGGAGAUCGCGGGGCCGUCGGAGAAGUACCUGAAGCUGGGCAGCGCGCUGCGAUUGGUGUGCACGGUCCGGCAGAGCACGGAGCCGCCCGUCUACGUCUUCUGGUACCACAACAACCGCAUGGUCAACUACGACGCCGACCGCGGCAUCAACGUCACCACCGACCGACCAGCCAAGUCGAGCACGCUGCUGGUGCCCAGCGCCGCGCGCGAGCACUCCGGGAACUACUCGUGCGUGCCCAACGACGCGCAGCCGGCCAGCACCUACGUCCACAUACUCAACGGAGAGAACCCCGCGGCGAUGCAGCACGGCGGGCGGGCGCUGUCUUGGCUACGAUGUCCCUCGGCGUGGUUGUUGCUGGCCAGUAUAGCAGCCGCUCUGUGCGCCGGGCCUGCCGCCGUCCUAGGGGCCGAUCCAUAGCGCGCCACCGCCGUCUGAACAUGUCUGCAUUGUCUGAGAUCACCCAGCGGAGGUUGACGAGUGUCUGGUGGCAGACUGUCACUCGGGUGUGCGACUUACGUGUGAACGAUUUCAGGGGAACUUCCCCUACCGACUGCUGGAGCAAGAGCGUUUUGUAUGGGAUUGAUGGAAGAUGGGUGGUGGCCAGGUGGGAGGUGGCUUAGUGGGGCGUUCAGACAUCUUCAGCUAAUGCUACGAACAUGUUGUAGUUAUAUGCCUAUUCAUAUCAAUAACUGUGUCUCUGAAUUGUUAACACGACGUUAAAGGUGGGCUAAACCGACGGAAUCUCAUCCUUAUACUACUAUGGUGGUUCUUCAUUUGUGGAACAUCACAAGAACAUUACGUGGUGCUUUGCGGUUAAGGACGUCGGCACUAACCUCAAAAGACUUCUUACGUCAAAUAUGAGUGUGCUAACGGCCAACGUAUACUAUUGAUUCCACCGAGUGCGAACGCCUAUGUCCAGUGAAUGAACAUGAAACUGAAUUCCGUAAUUCCAUAAUACCUAUUCAUUCCUUUUUUUCUUAUCCGCCCUUAACCUGGAAGUGGCUCGUCAGGAAAUAUACGUAAAUUAUUUUAAUAUUAAAAUUAUGGGACAGAGACGGAAUCUGGACUUGUGCGAACUGAAUCAUGACACACUAUUUUCUAUAAAUAUUGAACAGAUCGGAAAUAAAAAUGAAAAAUCAUUAUUUUUAUCUCUUAAUUUCAAAGAGUAGUGUUUUACAUGUUGUAUGCUCAGUAUCCGAUACUUACUACGUUCUACUUGUGUUUUCUGUGUCAUUACUUCUUUUCCUAGCAUGGUAUUGUACCUGUAAAAAUUUGUUGUGAAUUACUUGUAUGCUCAGUAUAAGAGUUGUUAUGAAAUUGUUGUUGAAGAAUUCAUAGUUUUUAACAGAUGUUUGAAAUUGUCGUGUGUAUUACAAUUCCGUUCCAUCGUGUAGAGGUUUUCCUUAAAGAAAUUCAUUUAAUGGACAUAAAUACUAAUCAUUCUAAGUAGACAAAUAUUCUCGUGUCGAAAAUUCUAAAGAUUUUACAAACAAACAAAGAAAUGUAUGAAUUCUUGCAGCAAAAGAAAAAGAAAGUACUGCACUUCAAAGCUCGUAAACCAUAUGAUUUUGAACCUCCUUGCUACUGAACUACCAAAAAACUAUCAUUCUCUUACUAUUACUACGAAAGAGGAGAGAUAGCCGCUAUCUUUAACGAGACGACUGAUGUGAAAAUCUUACAUGCCUGCAAACCAGGAAAACUUUUUACAAUUUCGUUUACAUAAAUAUCUGAAAACUUUAUCAUUAUACAAGCGUUAUGAUUAACGUGAUUCCUCUCUGAACUGCAAGCUGUGUUAACUAAUAUU